Messenger RNA from Aureobasidium melanogenum CBS 110374, 1323 nucleotides. RefSeq lists its product as uncharacterized. Bases 1 to 1323 code for a protein of 440 amino acids. NCBI's taxonomy places the organism in Eukaryota, Fungi, Ascomycota, Dothideomycetes, Dothideales, Saccotheciaceae. Gene Ontology annotation, biological process: exocytosis; endocytosis; piecemeal microautophagy of the nucleus. Gene Ontology annotation, molecular function: sterol binding. The transcript has 5 exons. Gene Ontology annotation, cellular component: cytosol; membrane; intracellular membrane-bounded organelle. The record is from RefSeq and is a predicted model, not a curated record.
AUGGCUUCGUCAUCCGCAGGUCUCUCCACUCCGGCUUCUGAGCAGUCGUCCAGAGCAUCCACCCCCGGCCCCGGCGCUGUCGAGAAGACGCCCGACGACAGCAGUAAACUCAAAACCUUUGUUGGCAUCUUGAAGAAGUUCAUCGGUGUCUCUGACAUUGCCGCUGUUCGCUUCUCCCUGCCUGCCCAGCUGCUCGAGCCCAUCCCCAACCUCGAGUACUGGCAUUACCUGGACAGACCCGACAUCUUUGCCAGCAUCGGCGACUCGGACGAUGAGCUAGGCCGCCUCCUCGCCUGCUUGCGCUUCUGGUUCACAAAGGACCUGAAGUAUGUCAAGGGCAAGCCUUGCAAGCCAUACAACUCGACUCUCGGAGAGUUCUUUAGAUGUCAAUGGGAGACCGAAGACAACGUCCCCGUUCUCCAAGGCAACAAAGUCAAGUCCGAUACUGCCGGCAAGCCUAUCAAGGUUUCUUACCUCACCGAGCAAACCUCGCAUCAUCCUCCCGUCUCCGCCUACUACGUCGACUGUCCUCAAAAAGGCAUCUCUGCAUGCGGCUUCGAUCAGAUUAGCGCAAAGUUCACCGGCACCAGCAUUCGUGUCACUCCAGGCAUUUACAACGAAGGCAUUUACGUCACUCUACACAACUGGGACAACGAGACAUACCAUCUCACUCAUCCCGCUGCAUACCUAGGCGGCUUCCUGCGAGGCAACCUCAACGUUAGCGUCGCCGAUACCUGCUUUGUAACAUGCAAGAAGACAGGCAUCAAGGUCAUCCUCACAUAUCUUGAAGAAGGAUGGCUGGGCAAGACUCAGAAUAAGGUAGAAGGCGUUGUCUACAAGUGUGACGUUGACAACGACAAUAUUACCAGGAUCAAGGACGUUCCAGAGAAGGCCAUCAUUGGUCGCAUCGAAGGUGCCUGGCACGAUAAGGUCUACUUCACCAGAGGCCCUGGACCUGCUGCAAAGAACCCCGAUAAGGUUCUUCUGAUUGAUGUCAACCCGCUGUUCCCCGUGCAGAAGAUUGUUCCUCCUCCUGAGCAACAAUUGCCCAACGAGUCGCGCAAGUUCUGGAACAAUGUCACCGACGCCAUUCUCAACAAGCAAUACUCGAGAGCCACGUCAGAGAAACAGGAGCUUGAGGAGCGCCAACGUCAAAAAGCGGCUGAUAGGAAGGCCAGAAACGUUGAAUGGUCACCUCGCUUCUUCACUGGCGCCACCACUCCAGCUGGUAUUCCUGAGCUCACCGAGGAGGGCAAGAAGGUCCUUCAAGGUCUGCAAAACGGUGACUACCAUCUCGAAGAGAGCAAAGAGACCGGUGCAUGA